This is a messenger RNA of Antrostomus carolinensis (chuck-will's-widow), 2807 nucleotides long. RefSeq names its product autophagy related 9A (gene ATG9A). NCBI's taxonomy places the organism in Eukaryota, Metazoa, Chordata, Aves, Caprimulgiformes, Caprimulgidae. The transcript has 12 exons. Gene Ontology annotation, cellular component: phagophore assembly site; autophagosome. Bases 1 to 2478 code for a protein of 825 amino acids. The record is from RefSeq and is a predicted model, not a curated record. Gene Ontology annotation, biological process: piecemeal microautophagy of the nucleus; protein localization to phagophore assembly site; reticulophagy.
AUGCUCCAGACUGUUCUCCUUGACUGUAGCUGUCACAUCUAUAACCUGCAUCAGAAGAAUGGCUUCACCUGCAUGCUCAUUGGAGAGAUCUUUGAGCUCAUGCAGUUCAUCUUUGUGGUGGCGUUCACCACCUUUCUUAUCAGUUGUGUUGAUUAUGACAUCCUUUUUGCCAACAAAGCAGUAAAUCACAGCCAGCAUCCCAGUGAGCCCAUUAAGGUGACUCUGCCAGAUGCCUUCCUGCCUCCAAAUGUCUGCAGUGCAAGAAUCCAGGCAAACAGCUUCCUCAUCUGCAUCCUGGUGAUAGCUGGGGUUUUCUGGAUCCACCGACUUGUCAAGUUUAUCUACAACAUUUGCUGCUACUGGGAGAUUCACUCUUUCUACAUCAAUGCCCUCAAAAUCCCCAUGUCCACCCUGCCGUACUACACCUGGCAGGAGGUGCAGGCCCGCAUCGUGCAGAUCCAGAAGGAGCACCAGAUCUGCAUCCACAAGAAGGAGCUGACAGAGCUGGAUAUCUACCACCGCAUCCUCCGCUUCAAGAACUACAUGGUGGCCAUGGUAAACAAGUCGCUGCUGCCCAUCCGCUUCCGCCUGCCCCUGCUGGGAGACACCGUCUUCUACACGCGUGGGCUCAAGUACAACUUUGAGCUCAUCUUCUUCUGGGGACCCGGCUCCUUGUUUGAGAACGAGUGGAGCCUGAAGGCCGAGUACAAGCGGGCCGGGAACCGCCUGGAGCUGGCUGAGAAGCUGAGCACUCGCAUCCUCUGGAUUGGCAUAGCUAACUUCCUCCUCUGCCCGCUCAUCCUCAUCUGGCAGAUCCUCUACGCCUUCUUCAGCUACACGGAGAUCCUGAAGCGGGAGCCGGGCAGCCUGGGUGCCCGCUGCUGGUCUCUCUAUGGCCGCUGUUACCUCCGUCACUUCAACGAGCUGGACCACGAACUGCACUCACGCCUCAGCAAGGGGUACAAGCCAGCUUCCAAGUACAUGAACUGCUUUAUCUCCCCGCUCCUCACCAUCGUGGCCAAAAACGUGGCCUUCUUUGCUGGCUCCAUCCUGGCUGUGCUCAUCGCUCUCACCAUCUAUGAUGAGGACGUGCUGGCAGUUGAGCACGUCCUGACCACGGUCACCCUGCUUGGGGUGGGCAUCACAGUGUGCAGGUCUUUCAUCCCUGACCAGCACCUGGUGUUUUGCCCAGAGCAGCUGCUGCGAGUCAUCCUGGCACACAUCCACUACAUGCCUGACCACUGGCAGGGUAAUGCCCACCGCUACGAGACCAGGGACGAGUUUGCUCAGCUCUUCCAGUACAAAGCGGUUUUCAUCCUGGAGGAGCUCCUGAGUCCCAUCAUUACCCCUCUGAUCCUCAUCGUCUGCCUACGACCCAAGUCCUUGGACAUCGUUGACUUCUUCCGCAACUUCACCGUGGAGGUGGUGGGUGUGGGCGACACCUGCUCCUUUGCCCAGAUGGACGUGCGCCAGCAUGGCCACCCAGCGGUAGGUCUUGUGGGUGCAAGAAAGACGGAGGCCUCCAUCCACCAGCAGGCCGAGGAUGGCAAGACGGAGCUGUCCCUCAUGCACUUUGCCAUCACCAACCCCAAGUGGCAGCCACCUCGCGAGAGCACGGCCUUCAUCGGCUUCCUCAAGGAGCGGGUGCACCGGGACAGCAGCGUAGCGCUGGCUCAGCAGGCUGUGCUCCCCGAAAAUGCCCUCUUCAGCUCCAUCCAGUCCCUGCAGUCGGAGUCCGAGCCUCACAGCCUGAUUGCCAAUGUGAUAGCGGGCUCCUCAGCACUGGGCUUCCACAUGGGUCGGGAUGGACAAGCCUCCCGCCAUCUCUCUGAAGUGGCCUCGGCCCUGCGUUCCUUCUCCCCGCUCCAGUCUGCCCAACAGCCUCCCAGCAGCUUCCAGACGGCGGGAAGGGACGGAGAGGGAGCCCAGCCUCGUGGCGCUAGUGCCAUGACAGCCUCUGGUGCUGAUGCAAGGACCGUGAGCUCGGGGAGCAGCGCCUGGGAGGGUCAGCUACAGAGCCUGAUCCUGUCGGAGUACGCCUCCACCGAGAUGAGUCUCCAUGCACUCUACAUGCAUGAGUUGCACAAGCAGCACGCCCAGCUGGAGCCCGAGCGGCACACUUGGCACCGGCGAGAGAGCGAUGAGAGUGGGGAGAGCGCCCAUGAGGAGCUGGACGCUCAGCGAGGUGCCUCCGUCCCCAUCCCUCGCUCUGCCAGCUACCCCUUCUCCUCUCCACGGCAGCCUGCUGAGGAGACGGCCACGCUGCAGACUGGCUUCCAGCGGCGAUACGGUGGCAUCACAGACCCGGGCACAGUACACAGAGCCCCAUCACACUUCUCCCGCCUCCCUCUGGGAGGCUGGGCUGAGGACGGGCAGUCAGCGAGACACCCAGAGCCUGUGCCAGAGGAGAGCUCAGAGGAUGAGCUUCCACCGCAGAUCCACAAGGUGCCACAUCCCCUCUCUGUCUUGCAGGUAUAGCCUUGUAGACUGGGGAUCUCGUGGGGGUUGCAGACUGGGAGCCGCCUGGGCAGCAGGAUGUGGCGUCAGCCUGAUUCUUCUCCCGUCCUGAGUGGACAGGAUAGUCCUGGGCUCCAUUUUGUUGCCACCAAUUGCCGAAGAAACAGAACUGCCAGGCUGGCGGCUUUGCGGUGGCACUUUGUGUCCAGCCGUGUGUGAAGUCAGCGCCACUCUGACUCUUGUGGAGCGAAUGCGUGUGUGAGUACAUACGUGUGUCUGUGUUCACAUCUGUGUCGUCCGUGUCGGAGGAUCGCUGCAGAGCCUGCGAGAGCUGACGUGACAGGACUAGC